UGUUGUCACAAAUCGAGCUGAUCUUGUGAGGAAGACCACAUCGCCCUCUCUCUCUCUGAAUUUUCAAACAUUUCCUUCUUCAUUUGCUGUGUAAACUUUUGCUUCCAUAACCUCAUAGUGUCGACAUGGGAUGCCAACAAGACCCUCUUGUCCAAAGAGUAUGCGAACUGUACGAGAAGAUCUCAAGCCUCGAGUCUCUCAAACCAUGCAAAGAUGUCAACAUGCUGUUCAACCAGCUGGUCCUCACGUGCAUGCCACCAAACUACCCGAUCGAUGUCACAAAACUAUGCAGAAAGGUUCAAGAAAUGAGGUCCAACCUCAUCAAGCUUUGUGGCGAAGGUGAGGGUCUCUUAGAGAGCCACUACUCCUCCAUCUUGGCCUCAUAUGACAAUCCGAUUGAUCACCUUCACAUCUUCCCUUACUUCACCAACUACCUCAAGCUAAGCCAACUUGAGUUCACCAUCUUGAGCCAGCACCACUCAGGGCGCGAGCCAAGCCGGGUUGCCUUCGUGGGCUCCGGCCCGCUCCCGCUGACCUCAAUUGUCCUAGCCUCUAACCACCUGACCAAGACUCAUUUCCACAACUAUGACAUUGACGCCUCGGCCAAUUCCAUGGCACUCCAAUUGGUCUCACCUGACCCUGACCUGUCCAAGAGAAUGUUCUUUCACACCACAGAUAUAAUGGAUGUCACAUGUGCCUUGAGGGACUAUGAUGUCAUUUUCUUGGCAGCUUUGGUGGGUAUGGAGAAGGAGCAAAAGAUUAGGGUUAUUGAACAUUUGAGCAAGUACAUGGCCAAUGAUUCAAUCUUGAUGAUCCGAAGUGCACAUGGGGCUAGGGCUUUUCUGUAUCCUGUGAUCGAGGCCAGUGACCUAAGAGGGUUCCAGGUUCUCUCGGUGUUUCAUCCCACAGACGAGGUCGUCAACUCGGUCAUCAUCGCCCGCAAGUGCUCGACACUCAAUCAUGAAAAGGGAUCGCCGCUCGGGCCCAUCAUAAUGCCUAACAAGUGCUGUGAGAUCCACCAGGUCUUCAAUCCUCUCAACCACGGGAGUAUCGUGGAGGAGUUGACCAUUGAAGAGAAAUUAUCCUAAAGACAGCUCCGUUCCACCCUCUCUCUAUCUCUAGGUUUGACAUACAUGCAUUUUUUCUGUCGGCUUGGCGAUUGUAGGGUUUGUGCAUCGUCUUUGCAUUUUUAUGUCGAGAAAUAAUUCUGGUCUAAUAUUCGUGAAAGUUACAAACCUUACUUUCCUCUUCUUUUUUUCUGCUUUCCGGGUGGUGUUGUGGAUGUUAUGUUGUUCCACUAUGUAAUCUCGUGUAAUGACCAACUGGUCAUCAAAUGUUUUAAUAAUCAUCAAAUAUAGUGAAUUGUCGUCCUUUUCUCUGGCAAAA
Messenger RNA from Eucalyptus grandis, 1386 nucleotides. RefSeq names its product nicotianamine synthase. The transcript has a single exon. Gene Ontology annotation, molecular function: nicotianamine synthase activity. Bases 126 to 1088 code for a protein of 320 amino acids. Gene Ontology annotation, biological process: nicotianamine biosynthetic process. NCBI's taxonomy places the organism in Eukaryota, Viridiplantae, Streptophyta, Magnoliopsida, Myrtales, Myrtaceae. The record is from RefSeq and is a predicted model, not a curated record.